CUUACUUGGGAUCAGAGUAACAUAGCUACCUUACCUAUAAAGUACCACUGUAAUAUAGUUUCUGUAUAUAGGAGAUGGUGAGAGGUCCUUUCAUCGACGCAAAUGGAGUUAAAAAAGGUGCAUGGAGCGAAGAAGAAGACCAGAAGCUUAUUUCUUAUAUUCAGACCCACGGCCAUCCUAAUUGGCGCCAACUCCCCAAGUUAGCAGGCUUGGCGAGGUGUGGAAAGAGUUGCAGGCUUCGAUGGAUGAACUACCUGCGACCAAAUCUCAAACGUGGGAACUACACUCCACAAGAGGAGGAACUCAUCCUCAAACUUCACGAACAGCAUGGAAAUAAGUGGUCGCUGAUUGCUGAGAAGCUGCCUGGAAGAACCGACAACCACAUAAAGAAUCACUGGCACAGCCAACUCAAGAGGCGAUCGAGGGACAGAGGAAGGAAUGAUUCUGAGGUGAAAGGCAAGAAAACAGGUCGUAACAAUGCGACCAAGCAUCCAGAAUCUGAUAUUGUGAAAGUCGUGAAUGAGUUGAAUAAUAUAUUAGAGAGCUCAUCCUUGAACUGGACGGAAACGACGUCGUCGUGGACCACGGCAGAUCAAGACAACUCUGUUUCUCUGCCUUCUAAUGAUAUAGGAUCGACCGCCAAAAAUUCCCCGGAAGAGUAUAACAGCGUGGCUUCACGGGAAGCCAGCAGAUUUCAAGAAUUCAGCGGCGAUUUUUGGACCGAGCCGUUUAUAUCAGAAGAUAUGUACAGUGAAUAUUGCUAUCCACAUAUUGGGGGCGACGGUGGCAGCGCCGGCGGAGACAUUUUUUCAUAUGAUGGGGCACUCUUGUUUUUCUAAGUCGUCACUCUGAAGAUAUUCAGUGAAACGGUACGAGACAGAUUAAUUGGAGUUUUUUUUUUUUUUUUUUGGUUCUAGGUUUAAUUUUUCAUUUUGUCUUGAGCUGAUGAGUGGCAUGUGGGAGCAGAGCGGAAAAGGAUCAUCAGGCACAAAAGAAUAAGCGAACACUAGUGUUAAUGCUAGUGUUUAUUUUCACAAUUGGUGACUUGUUCUCUGUUUUUCCAAAACGUCAUUGGCCGAGCACUAUUAGGCUAGAGUCCAUGAGAGUUCUCCCCCCCCCCCCCCAAAAUCAUGUUUAUUUUAUUUUUGUUAUUUUCAUAACGGAUAAAUUCCAUGUCCCUGAAGCAAGUGUAAUUAUUUUGAACUAAUAAGGUACACAGGAUGAGCAAGAAUGGAAAAAAAAAAAAAAAACUCUGCCUAUACAGCCAGAUUAGCAAGGAAAAGGGACAAUUGACUCCGAAAACUGCUUACC
Molecule: messenger RNA, 1311 nt
Organism: Prosopis cineraria
Lineage: Eukaryota; Viridiplantae; Streptophyta; Magnoliopsida; Fabales; Fabaceae
Product: transcription factor MYB8-like
Exons: 3
Coding region: 75-839 (254 amino acids)
Biological process (GO): regulation of stomatal movement
Source: RefSeq, a predicted model, not a curated record